This is a messenger RNA of Manihot esculenta (cassava), 1641 nucleotides long. Its product is annotated as WD repeat-containing protein 74. Gene Ontology annotation, molecular function: protein binding. Gene Ontology annotation, cellular component: nucleolus; preribosome, large subunit precursor. The record is from RefSeq and is a predicted model, not a curated record. The coding region runs from base 109 to 1338 and encodes 409 amino acids. Gene Ontology annotation, biological process: ribosomal large subunit biogenesis. The transcript is spliced from 12 exons. NCBI's taxonomy places the organism in Eukaryota, Viridiplantae, Streptophyta, Magnoliopsida, Malpighiales, Euphorbiaceae.
UUCAAAAGAGUAGGAUGUGACAGAUAAAGAAUUAGGGUUUAAGGUUUUGGCACCCACUAAUCUCCUUUCUCUCAGAAGAGGCGCACUUCAAGAACAGUAUCAUCAACAAUGCCGCGAACAACCACUGUAGAGUGCGCUGGUUGCCCUCCGCUUCGAGCCUUAACUUUCGAUACACUUGGUCUAAUUAAAGUGGUAGAGUCUCGUGGUGAUCGAGGAAUCCCUCAAGUGGUAGAGAGAUGGGGUAAUCCAGACGCCUCUAAAUGCGUGCUUGCUGUUUCUUUGGAUGACAGUAAGAAAGACCCUUUAUUAGCUGUUGCUAGGAAAAGCGGUGUGAUUGAAGUACUCAAUCCACUUAAUGGUGAAAUUGAUGUUUCCAUUUCUAAUGUCGGUGAUGCUGGUGCUCAACCUGAGGAUGAUGCUGUUGUUGGUUUGCAUUUUCUCAAAAGACAAAGAUUAUCCGGGUCAUGCACUUUGCUUACAUGUACAACUAAAGGAAAUGCAAGCAUGAGGUGCAUUGAAGUUACCGGUUUGACUGCAGAUAAUGCCAGUACUGGUGCUUCUAGAACCUGGAAAGUUUGUGCUUCUGGUAAUAUUUUAUGCUCUGAACUGGAUGGAAAUGAAAACUAUGCUUUAUUUGGAGGGAAAGCUGUGGAAGUCAAUCUAUGGGAUCUAGAGAAGUGUUCUAAGAUUUGGACUGCAAAACCACCCCCUAAAAACAGCCUCGGUAUUUUUACUCCAACAUGGUUUACAUCUGCAACAUUCCUGACUAAUGAUGAUCACCGUAAAUUUGCAGCUGGCACCAACAGCCAUCAGGUUCGUCUGUAUGACACUUCUGCUCAGCGCAGACCUGUAAUUUCAUUUGAUUUCCGUGAGGCCCCAAUUAAAGCAGUCACUGCAGAUCAAGAUGGCCACACAAUAUAUAUAGGAAAUGGGUCUGGUGAUCUUGCUUAUGUUGACAUACGCACAGGGAAAUUAUUAGGAUGCUUUUUGGGGAAGUGUUCUGGUAGCAUCAGAUCCAUUGCCAGGCAUCCUGAGCUCCCUGUGAUAGGAUCUUGUGGUCUUGAUAGCUAUUUGCGCUUGUGGGAUAUAAAGACACGGCAACUUCUUUCAGCAGUUUUCCUGAAGCAGCAUCUUACUAAUGUUGUUUUUGAUUCCAAUUUUACUGACAGAGAAGUUGCAGUGGAAGCACAGAAUGCGAGUGAGAUCCAAAAUGAGAACGAGAUGGGAACAGUGCCUGCAAAAAGAAGCAAAACAUCUAAAGAAAAAGGAAGCAAAAGGAAGGCAUCUAAAGAAAAAGAUGGAAGCAAGAGGUUAAAAUCCAAGGAAAAGAGCCACUGAUGAAUGGCAAUUUUUGAUUACCUGCUUGUACCAUGAACGUGGUGAAGAAUGGGAUCAUGCACUGUGAUUAGAUGGUGCUACAACAGGAUCACAUGGCCAUGGUCGUGCAACAUUUUUGCGAUCCAAGUGGCAGGGGAACACUCGCUUGCCUUUUUCUGCCGUUUGUACUUGAAUGUAACAAAAUCAUUUGUGCGAUGAGUCAUUAAUGCAAUAGAUUUUGAUCUCUAUCAUCUCUCGUUGAUUUCAAUUGUAACAAGAAAUUGCGUCAAUUUACUUUAAUAGGCAAAGUCAGUUUCUACGAAA